Molecule: messenger RNA, 837 nt
Organism: Pocillopora meandrina
Lineage: Eukaryota; Metazoa; Cnidaria; Anthozoa; Scleractinia; Pocilloporidae
Source: the annotation of a GenBank genome assembly
GUUCAUAUCACUGACAGCUCUCCUGUCGCAGAACACUGCAGUACGUUUUCACUGGGUGAUUCAUCAGACGCAGACCUGAAGCAGUCAUGUAGUCACAUUCAUGACCAAAAGUGUGAUCAAUGCACAAGUUUAGCAUCUGCACUAAGCGAUAUAGAGAAACUGUUGCGAGAAAUUUCAUUCAACCGUGAAGACAACCGAGACGAGGCUUUCUUUAUCUACAAAAGUGCUAACCUGGCUAUCCACGCGUGGAAGUGCCACUUGUUAAGAAAUGUCAAGCAAGAUCAGGCACGCCUUGACUCCCUGUACCGUCUUGAUGAACACACCGUGCUGUUGGUAAAUGAUUGGGCCAUGAAAUCUAUCCCACAAAAAUACCGAGAAUCCCAGUCUUAUUGGUUCGGUAAACGGGGAAUUUCAUGGCACAUAUCUGUUGCAUACCGCAAAGUUGACGGAUAGCUUCAAGCACAGAGCUUCAUCACCAUAACCCAGUCGUGUAGCCAGGGAAGUGCAGCAGUAGUCGUCAUCUUACAGCACGUCAUUCAUAUGCUAAAGACCGAGCAUCCAGAGAUAGAGAAAGUCUACUUACGUCAAGAAAAUGCUGGGUGCUACCAUUCGGCAAGCACAGUUUUAGCAUGUCCCAGCAUUGAAGCUACAACAGGAGUGAAGGUAGAAGGCCUGGACUUCAGUGACCCUCAGGUAGGUAAAGGUGCUGCGGAUAGAACGGGAGCAACGGCCAAAACCCGCAUCCGGAUGUACGUCAACGAGGGCAACGAUGUCACGAAUGCACAUCAAAUGAAAGAUGCGCUCCUCUCACACGGCGGCGUCAAAGGGGUCAGAGUG